CGAUGACAUGUUGUUUUUUUUUUUUUACGGCAAGGACGAUUUGUAGCUUAUGGUUCAUUUUCUCUAGUGUAAAAUCAAGGCAGACGCAUUAAAAGCUGUAUGACUGUGAGUGUCAAAUUACAGUUGAUGACAGCAGUUUAUUUAGCACGAGGCUGUUGGCUUCAAUUACCCAGAAUGCUUCGCUUGUUGCCGUCUGGCGAAGGAGUGACUGUGUAGAAUAGAACCAGCCAGCUACAUUUGACAUUCAUGAAGUUGUCGUUACUAUGCAUUUUUAUUGUAUGAAAUAAGACAAAGAGGGAAAGAAAAUAACAGGGGAAGGCGAACGCGGUUGUUGUCAAUACACCAGCAAUGCCUCUCUUCACGACCAACCCAUUUGACCAAGAUGUUGAGAAAGCAACCAGUGAGAUGAACACAGCUGAGGACUGGGGCCUCAUUCUGGACAUAUGUGAUAAGAUAGGGCAGUCACGCACUGGGCCUAAAGAAUGUCUCCGCUCCAUAAUGAGAAGAGUGAACCACAAGGAUCCCCAUGUGGCCAUGCAGGCACUGACUCUCCUUGGUGCUUGUGUCUCAAACUGUGGGAAGAUAUUCCACUUAGAGGUGUGCUCCAGAGAGUUUGCCAGUGAAGUCAGUAACGUCUUAAACAAGGGCCACCCCAAAGUGUGUGAGAAGCUGAAAGCCCUAAUGGUGGAGUGGGCAGAGGACUUCCGCAACGAUCCCCAACUCAGUCUGAUCUCAGCUAUGAUUAAGAAUCUACGUGAGCAGGGUGUCACUUUUCCAGCUGUAGGGUCCCAGGCUGCAGAGCAAGCAAAAGCAAGCCCUGCUUUGGUGGCGAAGGAUCCCUCCACCUCAACAAACAAAAAAGAAGAAGAAGACUUGGCCAAAGCUAUUGAGCUGUCAUUGAAGGAGCAACGUCAGCACCCGCAGGGCUCUCUGUCGAGCCUUUACCCGAGCACCACCAGCCUGCUCUCUUCACAAAAGUCCGACGGCAGGAAAGUCCGCGCCAUCUACGACUUUGAGGCCGCUGAGGACAAUGAGCUCACCUUCAAGUCAGGAGAAAUCAUCACUAUCCUGGACGAUAGUGACCCCAACUGGUGGAAAGGGGAAACAUACCAGGGAGUGGGGUUGUUCCCUUCUAACUUUGUCACAGCUGACCUCACUGCAGAGCCUGAGAUGAUGAAGACAGAGAAGAAGACAGUACAGUUCAGUGAGGACAUCCAGGUGGAGACCAUAGAGCCCGAACAAGAGCCUGUAUAUAUAGACGAGGACAAAAUGGACCAGCUACUGCAGAUGAUCCAGAGUGCAGAUCCCACAGACAACCAGUCAGACAGCAUUGAGUUACUACAGUUGGAAGGUGCCUGCAAUCAAAUGGGACCCCUCAUUGACCAGAAGUUGGAGGAUAUAGACAGGAAGCACUCAGAGCUGUCAGAGCUGAAUGUGAAGGUGAUGGAAGCUCUGUCUUUGUAUGCCAAGCUAAUGAAUGAAGAUCCAGUUUACGCCAUGUAUGCCAAGCUGCAGAGCCAACAGUACUACAUGCAGCAGCCUGCCAACGCAGCACAGGUCUACCCUGGUCAGCCUGCAUCGGGUUCGUAUGCCAUGAGUGGUCCUGCGAUGCAGGGUUACAGUGUUCCCAUGGAGCAGCUUCCAUCUGGAACCCCUAUACCUGGUCAGCCAGCUCCCAGUGACGUUCAUAUGUACAUGGGCCAGCCGCCAGUCUACACUGCAGCUCCAGGCAGCAUGGCCCCAGCAGACGUUCAGUGCUACCAGAACCCGGCUAGCGCCCCCGGCCCCGCCCCAGGCACGACUCACGCAGGCAUGACGCAGGCGCCAAACUACAGCACCCCCUCUGGCCCAAGCAUAGCACCUUCCUCAGACGCCUCACAUGCCCCCUACUCAGAGAAAGCCUUGCUAUAGGGCCCCCCAAGCUCACUGUAAUCCUCACGCAACCACAUACACAUGUACCAGACCUGAUCAAAUAGUGGUCGUAGAUGAUUUAUUUUAUUAUGUUUAAUAAUUUGUUUCAUCAUGAAACACCAGAUGGAUGAAAAACAAAAAGAACAGACUAACUUUGACAUUUGGCACUCUUAAAUAUAAAUAAAUAUACAGUUACGCUUCUCACUCCAGGUUUAGAAGUGAUCAUGAGGGUUUGAUUUUAAAGAGCUCACACCAAGGCACAGAUUUAUUUAAUUCAUAAUGUUUCCGCAUUUUCACUCUUCUUCUUCAUGUCUUUAUGACAUGACUCAGAUGUGAAGACAUGGAGGAGCUUUCAGUUGCACUUAUUAAAGUUUUGGUCAUCAUUCAAGCCUGAUCACUUCCAAAUCUAGAUCUGACAGCAAUAUAUGCAUUGUCCAUUUUUAUAUACGAAACCUGCCAUUUAGCUAUUGCUUUGUUUUUAUGAUAGAACUAUUGAAAAAUUGUGGUAAUGCUUUAUUUUAUGGGUCUGUAAUUUUUAAGUAAUUUCCUAGGAUGUGUCCUGGAAAGAACUACAUUAUUUGGUACCAAUUAUAGGGGAAAAGAGACAAAGUUCUUUUAGUUAGACUUUAGGAAUUUCUUUAAAAAGUCUAGAAAAUAUUUAAACCCAAGUAAAUAUUCAUUCAUUAGUCAUUUAUUAUUGGAAGCUUUAUUCUUCAUACUGUAUAUACAGUAUUUUUGGAUGUUCAGCUGACCUACUGUGUACUGACUUGAGACUUUUUAGGUUACACUAACAGUUAAUUUGAAUUAAUUACUUGGAAGUCAAUUGAACUGUUUAUCUACAUUAUUUUACCUAUAAUCAGUAUCAAAUUCCAUAGUUCCAAGAAAUUACAGACCUGUUAAAUACAGCACUACCAAAAUUGCUUUGAGAAAACAAGUGUAACUGUAGCCACUUCAACUUAACAACAAAAUAUAUAUGCAAUUACUAUUUGAUCAAGUGUGAAAUACACACAGGCAUUCCUUCACACCACCCCUCAACAUGCACCCUGGAGCUACACAGACACACACACACACACUACAGGCAGGUGUACAGCAGUGGACACUCACACAGUUGCACCAGUUGUUUCACACAUCCUCAGCAGUAUGUGAUUAUUUACGUUCACUCACACACUAACAUGGAGAGAAAUCCACAAUACGCCACAGCCUUGUCACCCAUUUAAAGGUCCAGUGUGUAGGAUUUAGCGACAUCUAGCGGUGAAAUUGCAGUUUGCAACCAUUUAAAUACCGCUCGCCUCACCCUCCCCUUCCAAGCGUGUAGGAAAAACUACGGUGGCUGCGAAAAACACAUAAGGCCCAAUCUAGAGCCAGUGAUGGGUUUGUCCGUUCUGGGCUACUGUAGAAACAAGGGCGCCCUCCGUGAUAGGGGAUCCCCUUCCUCUGUAGAUAAAAAAGGCUCAUUCUAAGGUAACAAAAACACAAUGAUUCUUAUUUUCAGGCGAUUAUACACUAAUGAAAACAUACUUAUAAAUAUUAUAUUCCAUUUCUGCCAAUAGUUCCUCCUAAAUGUUACAUACUGGACCUUUUAAAGCAACUGCUAAACAUGUCACAACAAAGGGGCAUCAACUUAUAUUUAUCUUUUUUUUUUUUAAAUCAGAAAAAAUACUUUUAUUGAUUCUGAAAACGUUAGGCUACUACAUUCUGUAUAUGUCGCCAACUUUUAGAAGUACUGAAAACUGAAGCCACUUUGUUUUUUGGAGGGAAAAGAAACCAGAGGAAAUUAAGCAUGCACAUGACUCUUGUAUAUACUGUACUGAACUAGAAGUGAAGCCACAUGAUGACCUCAUGGGUGGGCUGUAUGUUAGCACAGCUCCGGGUGUUUCUCUCAGCCUUAAAGGUGAACUCUGCAGUCACAAUGUCCCUGCUGAAUUAAAGGUGUAAAAGCCAAAGAGAACAAAGUGGAGAAAAAAUGCUCACAUGCCAGAAACCAAGAUAUUUUUCUUUCUUUUUUCUUUUCUUAACAUGAUCGACUCCUAACUUCAUGCUGCAGAGUUUUCCUUUUCAAAAUGAGCAGGUCUAGAUCCUUGUUAGUGGAUGUAGGGUUUGCUCUGUCUCCAUUCAGGGGCUGUACUAACAGACUCAUACCACAGACUUGGCUACCAAGGGGCAAACUCUCUGAACAGCCCCAGUGUCUUUAAAGCAUCUCUUUAGUCAGUGUUGAAAAAUGAAUACUAUGUUUUUUUGUAGUGCAUUUUAAUUUAUGUUUUGGUUAUUGUUAUGCUAUUUUAAAUUGAGAAGCAGUGCAGGAUGUAUGUAUUCAGAGAAAAGCGAAAUAUGUGAUAUUCUGCCUAACUUAGUUGUAUAUUUAAAUUGCUCACAUGAGAACAUGGCCAUUUCUCUCUGUGUUUGAUACAUGCUUAUUGUACUGUAGGGUCAAAUGGUAAUGUGAAAAACUGAUUGAAACCUCCCCGUGCAUUUCAAACCUCUCCUUUCUCAGAGCUGUCUAACACUAAACAAAUUCUACCUGAAGCUUAACUGAAGUAAGGUUUCUAUGAUUCUGGAAAGUACAGUCAGCAUUCGUAAACACCUCUUUCCCAAGGCCUCCCUCCAUAAGCUAUCAGUUACAGUGACACUUUGAGGCAUUUAAUAUCAAAUGUUGUACAAACUCUACUUCUCAUACUUUCCAUACUGCUACAUACUACAUGUUGAAAAUCUGUGGGAAAGAGUUGAUGUUUACAAAUACUGAUUGGAUUGAAAAAAGCUGAUGAAACAGGAGAAUUAUUUAUCUGUUGUAUAAUAUUGAAUGAUGCUACAUGAAGGAAUUAUGAAGAAGAAUUAAAUACGUGUAACUAGAUUUUCCAAUUGCAGGGCAAAUUGGUGUGUUGAUCUGACUGUAAAUUUGUGUCAUUUCAAUUUCUCUUGAGAUACUGUGUUUCAGAUGUGCUCCUUCUUGCCAUCCCUGUGCCACCUUUUAAGAAUAUAGAAUAACCCACAACUUAAGCUUGGUACCUGGGACUUUGCAAUGAAGAGGUCAUUUUAUUCUCCAGAACUUGAUUUUAGCAUUAAUAUAGUUGAUUCAAAGACCAGAAAUCCUUUUUUGCUGCCUUCAACUAAAUGCUAGAGUGAAAUAGUGUUAAUCUAUUGGAUCAAAGAGGGCUGAAAAUAUCGAAUAUAAAAAGUAGCAGCUAUUCUGGGACCAUGGGACCAGGAGCCAGUUAAUCAUCACACAUCAUCCAAACGUAACAUCUUGUUGCACUACAGUGUUGGACUACAGCCCCGAUGUAACUUUAUUGCACAGGACUGAGAUGCUGCCUGUUUUUAAGUUUUAAAAACAACAUCGUUAUUGUAAAGUUUCUGUCUAAACUUGUACCCUGCUGUUUGUAUGUAUUCUUUUAACCAUACUUAUUAAUUGGUAUUCACAAUAAAACCAGGCCAAAUGUACAGAAUAAUA
This is a messenger RNA of Siniperca chuatsi (mandarin fish), 5356 nucleotides long. It is a transcript of the gene stam, whose product is annotated as signal transducing adaptor molecule (SH3 domain and ITAM motif) 1. Gene Ontology annotation, cellular component: ESCRT-0 complex. Gene Ontology annotation, molecular function: phosphatidylinositol binding; ubiquitin binding. Gene Ontology annotation, biological process: protein transport to vacuole involved in ubiquitin-dependent protein catabolic process via the multivesicular body sorting pathway. Bases 349 to 1911 code for a protein of 520 amino acids. The record is from RefSeq and is a predicted model, not a curated record. The transcript has 14 exons. NCBI's taxonomy places the organism in Eukaryota, Metazoa, Chordata, Actinopteri, Centrarchiformes, Sinipercidae.